AUGACUAUCCGCUCUCUAAAUAUGACUGCUACUGGCGAACAGUCCCCAUUCAAUGCCGAAUUCGAUCAACUCGUCACUGAUACCCUUGGAACAUGGAAGAUCCCGGGAUUGUCUAUCGCUAUUGUGCACGGAGCUCACACUCAUUCCAAGGCCUAUGGACUGGCAGAGUUCCCGAACAAGAACAUGACAACCGAUGCACUAUUUCCGGCCGCUAGUACCACGAAAGCUUUCACCAGUGCAGCCACUUCUAUGGUUAUCAAAGAUAGCAAAUACACCGAGUCUCCAAUUGACUGGGACACGCCCAUUUCUUCUCUGAUCCCAGACGAUUUUGCCCUGGCGGAUGACUACCUCACUGCACACACCACGCUAGAGGACGCGCUCUCCCACAGAACAGGGCAGCCAGGCCACAACUGGAUGCUAAGCUAUACGCCAGAAGAUGCAACCCCUCAAGACCUCGUUCGCUCGUUGCGGCACUUGCCAAUCUCACACCCCCCUCGGACUCAUUUCCAGUACACCAACAACAUGUUCAUCGCAGUGACACAUGCCCUGCACGAAAUAACAGGCAUUCCUCUAGGAAGGAUUCUUAAACAGCGAAUCUGGGAACCACUUAACAUGAAUGAAACGUUUUUCGGAGUCCCCGAAGCCCAAUCGAACCCAUCAGCCGCAGGCAGAAUUGCAGAAGGAUAUACUUGGUCACCCGAUAGCGAGGGCGGCUUUUACUCCAAAGAGAGCCAACCAAGCUGGAGAGCAAACACUGGCGCUGGAGCGAUAGUCAGCAGUGUCCUUGACUACUCUAAAUGGAUCAGAGAACAGAUUGAGAAAUCUGGACCUCUGAAAGACCACGAUUCCCUAAUCAAGCCCCGAACUUUCCAUUUCGAGGAAGGUGAUCUGAACUUACCCUCACCAUACCACGCAUAUGCUCUAGGCUGGUUCGUGGAUAACUACCGCGGUCAAAAUCUCUAUCAUCAUACUGGUAGUUGGCCCGGGUAUGGAAGCUUCGUGGGCUUCAUCCCCGAUAAACAGUUCGGGUUCGUCAUGAUGGGGAACUCGGCCACCGCCAGGAACGGGACCCUGAAACUGGUUAUUCAUCUUAUCGAUAAAUUGCUUGGACCUUCCACUGACCCUUUACUCAAUGAACGAAUGACUGCUUGCUUCAAAAGACAGAUGGAGGAGCGCGAGCAAAUGAUGGAGGAUUUACAGCGGAGUACGGAGGAUGUCAAGAAGCGGCUAUUUCUUCGACUUCCUGAUCCUCCAAUUCCUCAUUCUCUGGACCUGGAGAAAUAUGCGGGGACGUAUAAGCAUCCGGCUAAUGCCUCGGUCACUAUCAAGUUUGAAGAUGGAAAGUUGUUUACUGAGAAGACUCAAGGCGCUCUACCUAGUGUCUUGGACCUGACGCAUGCUAGUGGAAAUUUCUUUGUUGGUAGGACGAAGACCUUUAAUCUUGCUUUGAUGGUGCCGUUCAUCGUGGAGUUUUGGAUUGACUCCACGGGGAGUGUCAGGAAAGUUGGAAUGGAUGUGGAGCCAAGCUUGAAGGGAGAGAUGAUCUGGUUUGAGCGUUGUGAAGUUUGA
Molecule: messenger RNA, 1569 nt
Organism: Penicillium atrosanguineum
Lineage: Eukaryota; Fungi; Ascomycota; Eurotiomycetes; Eurotiales; Aspergillaceae
Exons: 2
Coding region: 1-1569 (522 amino acids)
Source: RefSeq, a predicted model, not a curated record